Aspergillus japonicus CBS 114.51 is the source of this 1366-nucleotide messenger RNA. RefSeq names its product putative metallo-beta-lactamase domain protein. Bases 70 to 1185 code for a protein of 371 amino acids. The record is from RefSeq and is a predicted model, not a curated record. The transcript is spliced from 3 exons. Lineage: Eukaryota; Fungi; Ascomycota; Eurotiomycetes; Eurotiales; Aspergillaceae.
UGCUCCUCACCUCUCGUCCUGUCCUCAACCUCUUUGCAUGAUAGCUUCAACUUGUAUUUCCAAUCCACCAUGCCAGUCUCACAAUCAUCAUCGUCAUCAUCCCUCGACCUCAUCAUCUGCGCAACAUGCGGCACGCAAUUCCCGACCACCUCCCCCCCACCCAACUGCAAGAUCUGCGAUGAUCCCCGCCAAUUCAUCCCUCCCACGGGACAAUCAUGGACCACCCUCCGCGCCCUCCGCCAUCCCGACCAGACCCAUGCCCAAAACCACGAAACGCACCCCUACCACAACGAAUUCCACCCCCUCCUCCCCACAGAUACCCCCGACGCAGACCUGAAAAAAGCAACCCUGAUCUCAAUCCACACCGUCCCCAAACUCGCCAUCGGCCAGCGCGCCUUCCUCUGCCGCACCCCCCGCCACGGCAACAUCCUGUGGGACUGCAUCCCCUUCCUGGACGACGCGACGGUCGCCACCAUCGCGGCGCUGGGCGGCCUGCGCGCCAUCGUCAUCUCGCACCCGCAUUACUACGCCACGCACCUCGAGUGGGCCAGCGCGUUCGCGUGUCCGGUCUAUCUGGCGCGCGAGGAUGAGGAGUGGGUUGUGCGGCGGGGUGAGUCACAGGAACAGGUUUUCUGGGACGGGGCACGGUUGGAUUUGUUGGAGGUGUUGGGGGAGCAGCUAGAGGGGCAACGGCAGCAGCAACAGCAACAGCAACAGCAACAGGACGGAAGUGGGGGUGACGGGGGUGACGGGGGUACUCUAGGCCAAGGUGCAGGUCAGGCCCAGGGGCAGGGCCAGGGCCAGGGGCAGGACAAGCUGGAGGUGAUCAAGACCGGCGGCCAUUUCCCGGGGAGCACGGUGCUGUGGUGGCGGGCGUGGCGCACGCUGCUCAUUGCCGAUACGAUCGGGACGGUGCCGAGUGGGAUCUAUCAUGUCGAUCGGUUGCCGGGGACGGCGUCGUUUACGUUUCUGUGGUCGUAUCCGAAUAUGAUACCGCUGCCGCCGGAUGAGGUGUUGAAGAUCUGGAAGGCGAUCGAGCACACCGACUUUGAUUCGACGUAUGGCGCGUUUGUGGGGAUGCAUACGCACGGGGACAGCAAGAAACGGGUCUUGGAGAGUGCUAAGAUCUUCGUCAGGGCUAUGGGGUAUCUGGAUCAUGCCAUUUACAAGGAAGUCUGUUUGUGACGGAGCUAUAUAAGGUAUACACUGCGCGCGCGUUGCUUUUCCGUUAUUGUACAGUACAAUCAUACCAGGUCCCUGUCAGUGCGGAUGCAUGAAUGCUCUCUCGCACAGCACGAGAAGCCUGUAUACUCUAAGGUACAGUUGAGUUAAUGAUACUUGCAUCUUUGACCUGACAACACUCCAC